Messenger RNA from Chaetomium globosum CBS 148.51, 1443 nucleotides. RefSeq lists its product as uncharacterized. The record is from RefSeq and is a predicted model, not a curated record. Bases 1 to 1443 code for a protein of 480 amino acids. NCBI's taxonomy places the organism in Eukaryota, Fungi, Ascomycota, Sordariomycetes, Sordariales, Chaetomiaceae. The transcript has 2 exons.
AUGCUCACAAUUGAUAACUUUCUCGGUCAGCUGCGCGCCAUCGUCCAAAUGCCGUCUUCACGCGACAAGGCUGGCUCCCAGGAGCGCGGCCACCCCACCAAAACCGGCAAUCAGAGCAACCCCAAACCGACAACGAGGCGACCGUGCAGACGUCGCAUUACGCGGGCCGAGCCGGGCUCCCUGUAUGACAUCCUGCAUGACCAUGCCGGCACUUCCCUCUAUGUCGUCCCCAUCUGCUGGACCGACCAGCAUACCCGUCUCCUGGGGGCGCGCUUUCGCAAGCGCUCCGCCGUCGUCACCCCGGUCCCAGAUAUUGCUCAUGGAGUGUGGCUUGAGCCAUCCAAGAUGGCGCAAACAUUGACUUCGGAGCUGCACACUCUCGUGCGGCAAGACGCGACAUCAGCCAGGGCAUUCUGCAAGAUUCGCGCCAUGAAGCAUAUCCUGUCGACUCUGUUCCCUGCGACAUUGGCCCGCCCCAAGACUGGCGCCGAGCUGAACUUCUACUUCGGGCAUCGCGUCUUCAGGAAAGUCGUCCGCAUCCCUUGUGUUUGGAAGAGUCCGAGCAGUGUCGACACAUCCUUCGAUUCAUGCCCGACGUUGCCCUCGACAUCAUUCAAUGGCACACCGAAAACCGGUCGCGAUCCAGGCAUGCCGAUGCUUGCCUACAUCAACAAAUCCCAGCUCGCCGCCAUUCGCCAGAAUCUCUACGGUGUGCUUCGUGGGCCUGGUGGCACGCCCAACGAAGUGGUCGGCAAUUUGCAGCGACUACGAUCCAAGUUGCUGAUCCCAGAAAAUGCCGACCACGACCCCUACGUUGUUGCCAUUCUCCUCGCCAUGGCGCAAGCGCACUUCUACCGCGAAUCACCAUCGCGCUCCUCUUCGCAGUCCAGCUCCCAGGGCAAAACAAAGUCGAUCCGUAUUACGCCACCCUUGUUUCGCGACAUCAAAGUGCAGGUCAUCACCCACGACGAGGGCAACGACAACAACCCCAACUUUGUCGUCUACACAGCGACCAUCACGAAGAGCUUCUUGGACCGUUUCAUGUUCCCCCACAAGGCGCCAAACGGCGAAACCGAGAAGGACUUGAAGGUUGGCAUGGACAUCUCGCACACGCCAGUGAGCUUUUGGCCCAUUCUUGGUCUAAAGGAACGCCUGUCCAAGGCUCUGGGCCGAGAGAUCGCCGGGGACUCCAUCUACGACGACCCGAACCACAUUGGCCUCUGGGACCCGCUGCUGGAGCCGCAGGUUGAGCAACGCCCUGUCUACCACCCCGUCAGCCUCAAGCGGAGGCGCACAGACAGGGAGCCACUGUCGCAGGUGUUGAACAGCAGCUUCGAGGAGGAACAGCCCAGCAGCUCGGACGACCGGCCUGUGCACAGUCCCGCGACUAAGAGGCGGAGGACGACACGCCGGGUCAAUAGCAACACUUUGGAGGUGUGUUGA